Dentiscutata erythropus is the source of this 1344-nucleotide messenger RNA. The record is from the annotation of a GenBank genome assembly. NCBI's taxonomy places the organism in Eukaryota, Fungi, Glomeromycota, Glomeromycetes, Diversisporales, Gigasporaceae.
AUGUCAAAUUUUCAGGAUACACGUAAAGAUGAAAAAUUUUACGUUCCAUCGGAUAAAAUUCCUUUUUUAAUUGGGAAAAAAGGAGCUAAUAUCAAUAAGAUAAAAGAGAAAUCCGGUGCAAAGAUUUUUUUUAUAGAGUCAGGUAGUGGUCAGCACAUAGCCAAGAUCCAAGGCACACCCUCACAGCGCAGCCAAGCCAAAUCUUUAAUCCAAGAAUCUCUUGAAAGAUUAACAGUCAUUCCGACUAUCGGUUACGUUUUGUUGGAGGUAGAUGAGUUGACGGAUGUUAAAGAAGCCAAUUACCGAUUUGUUGAAUUUAAGGGAGAUGACGCUAAUGAACAUUCACGAGGUUUGAAGAAGUAUUUCGUGGAACGAAUUCAAGAAACAGAAAAGACAUCCAAAGUGAACGAUGUUAUGGAUGAUCUGGCGAAUCAACUACGUCAUGGCAUCUUACUUCCAUCACUCAAAACUGGGGACUUUACAACCUCCGACAAACUUGACGAAUGUUUAGAAGUCAUAUCUUCGAAAAUUUCUGAUGCCGAUCCCACAUUUCCAGAGGGAAAAGAAAUACGUCUCAACAUAUUUUUUGGUCGACAGCUCUUUACCAGAAUUGAUAAAAUUAAGGAUCUAAACUUUGACGUUCACGAUUGGUGCGGGUUUGAACGGAACCAAAAAUUUCGCCUAAGUACGUCGUUUCAACACAAUGCACCACAAAUCAUUGAAAAAAUGCCUAUAAUUCAAAAGAAAUUUGGAUUACAAGAAAAGCCAGAAGCAAUAACUGGAAAUAAAGGAAGCAUUACUGUUUAUUACUCGCAUAAUGAAAAAAAAAGAAAAUUUAAAUUACACUGGAAUGCGGAUAAAGGAUUAUGGGAAUUGACUAAAGCCGUAAAAGACAUCCGACGUCAUGCGAUCAUGGACUUCGUAUCCGGAUCUCAACGGCCCGAUUUGAGGUUUUUGUUAAAAACUCAAUGUAAUCAUCAUAUUGAUAAUAAAUUGGAGAAGAUAAUUCAAGAUCUUCAGUCCAUUAAUUAUACCGAUAACGGAGAUGAAAUGUACUUCCAUGAAAAAGAUUUUACUAAAUUUAUUGACUGUGUUGGUGUCAGGCAGACAGUUAGGAAACUCAGAUAUAGCAAUGAUAAAUUUCAAGUUACCUGCGCAAUCAUUUGUCAAGAUAUGAAAGGUAAAUUCUCGAAGGAAGAAUUUGUUUCUGUUAAAAAUCUUGCUUGGCGGCAAGUUGAAAAUAUCGACAAAUCACCAAUGCAGCAUUUUGACGAAGAAGAAGUUAUAUUUACUAUUCGGGAUACAAUUGAAUUUGCUAGAAAAAUUGCCAGGAUUAUUGCCUAA